Messenger RNA from Clonostachys rhizophaga, 693 nucleotides. The record is from the annotation of a GenBank genome assembly. Lineage: Eukaryota; Fungi; Ascomycota; Sordariomycetes; Hypocreales; Bionectriaceae.
AUGGGUUUCUUCGACGAUUCAUUGUCCGUCAUCUCGGGCACAAAAUCUCAUCGCCGCCACUCCUCGCGCUCCCACCACAAGAAGAAGCGCUCCAGGUCGCGCUCCCGAUCCAGCUCCCGUGGCAGAGGCAAAGGCAGCGGCCUCGGCUCCAUCUUCGGAGGCGACAACUACAAGAACUUCUCCUCAUCGAAGGCCUCCUUUUUCAAUCUCGGCGAUGACCGCAAUGGCAGCCGCUCAAGCUUCUUCAACUUUGGAGGCAAACCCUCCUACUACAAGCGCUCCUCCCGCCAGGGCUUCCUCCAGCGCUCCUACAAGCAGCUCAAGCGCCUCCUGCGCGACCUCGCCCACUGGGCCAAGCGCCACCCCUGGAAGGUCUUCUUCCUCGUCAUCAUGCCCCUCAUCAGCGGCGGUAUCCUGACCGCGCUCCUCGCCCGCUUCGGCCUGCGCCUGCCCGGGUCUCUCGAGCGCCUCAUGGGCGUCGCCUCCAAGGCCGUCACCGGCGACACUGCCGGCCUGGUCGGCGAAGCUGUCCGCAUGGCCAGCGGCGGUGGUGCUGCCGCCGCCCCUGCCUCGGUCCGUGUCAACGCCAGCGGCUACGACGACGGCAUGGCCUGGGAGCGGAGCUACCGCAGCGAGGGGGAGACCAACUGGGGCGAGGCUGUCACGAAAGGGAUCAGCAAGAUGUUCCUCUGA